Megalops cyprinoides (Indo-Pacific tarpon) is the source of this 5882-nucleotide messenger RNA. RefSeq names its product myotubularin-related protein 4-like. NCBI's taxonomy places the organism in Eukaryota, Metazoa, Chordata, Actinopteri, Elopiformes, Megalopidae. The record is from RefSeq and is a predicted model, not a curated record. The transcript has 19 exons. Gene Ontology annotation, molecular function: metal ion binding; phosphatidylinositol-3,5-bisphosphate 3-phosphatase activity; protein phosphatase binding. Bases 760 to 4170 code for a protein of 1136 amino acids. Gene Ontology annotation, biological process: regulation of autophagy; dephosphorylation.
CAUAUUUUCAGACACUGCAGCUUCAGUUUGUUUGAAUAUUUUUACUUAUUUCUAGGCAUACCAGAAAAAGCACCAAAAUGGAAAAGCCGUAGUUUGUAGGGAGAUUUCAUUGUUUUCAUGAAUAACAGGGCUUUACAGUCAUUGGUUUUGCAAAUCUGUGGUAUUGUGCCUAUUGCUCUUAUCAUUAAAUGCUGUUAGGAUCUCCAUGGUCCUUCUCCCCGGAAAGAUAUGAAAGUUGGUCAUAUAUCCCACCGUCAUUUAAAAGUCAUGUAAAACUACCAAAUCCCAAAAAUUAAAUAUUUUAUUAUAUCCAUCUUUCUUACUAACUUCCUAACUUAAUGUCAUUUGCUAUCAAGUCUAGCAAUGCAAAUGUGCUGGUUUUGCUAACCAGUUGGCUAGCCUGCUGGAUUUUGCUCUAAGCACCCUUCCAAUAGCCAUUGGUUUUCACUGCCAAGACCAUUCCCAAGUGUGGUUGUGGUCAGACACAAAAUAUUUUGAAAAUAAUGUUUCUGAAAAAGUAUUUGCCUCUGUGAAAACACAGUCCACAAGUAGCCCAAUUUAAUGGAAUUUAACUUUUGCAGAGGUAAAUAUAAUCCGACAAACACAUGCCUAUAUCCUGAAAAAUUAAUUGAAAAGAUACGAUAUGAAUGUGAUCUGUAGGGGAACCUUGUGCUGUGUUUUUCCCCCUGUGGCAGGAGGCGGUGGAGCUGUGAAGCAGACAGGAGGAGAGGAAAGUGCGCCGCUUCGGGGGCUGGAGUCAUGGGAGAGGAGGGCCCUCCCAGUCUGGAGUACAUCCACGCCAAGGACCUCUUCCCCCAGAAGGAGCUGGUGAAGGAGGCCGACACUCUGCAGGUCCCGUUUCCGGUUCUUCAGGGAGAAUGGGUGGAAUAUCUGGGCUAUGCCGACGAUGCCAUUAUCGCCAUAUCCAACUACAGGCUUCAUAUUAAGCUCAAGGACUCUGUCAUUAAUAAAUAUGCAGGUGUGGACAGUGAGAUUUCAGUGCCUCUGAGGCUGAUUGACAGUGUGGAGGUCAGGGACAUGUUCCAACUGCACAUCAACUGCAAGGACUCCAAGGUGGUGAGAUGCCACUUUGCCACCUUCAAGCAGUGCCAGGAUUGGCUGAUGAGGCUGAGCAGAGCCACUGCGCCCCCUGCCCGCCUGGAGGACCUGUUUGCCUUCGCCUACCAUGCCUGGUCUCUAGGGGGCAGCAGUGAUGGCAAGGACCAGCACGUACACCUGUGCCGCCCAGCUGAUCACGUCCGGCAGAGGUACGAGACAGAGGUGCUGAGGAUGGGCUUUGACAUGCAGAAUGCUUGGAGAGUGUCAGACAUCAACAGCAACUACAAGCUUUGCCGCAGUUACCCUCAGAAGCUGCUGGUUCCUGUGUGGAUCACAGACAAAGAGCUGGAGUGUGUGGCCUCCUUCAGGUCUGGAAAGAGAAUCCCAGUGGUGGUUUACAGGCACCAGCGGAACGGGGCCGUGAUCGCACGCUGCAGCCAGCCCGAGAUCAGCUGGUGGGGCUGGAGGAACAAGGAGGAUGAGUACCUGGUCACCUCCAUCGCCAGAGCCUGCCUGCUCAACCCGGGUACCCAUUCUCACUACAGCGCCCCCUGCUGGAGCCAGGGGGAAAGCCAUGACAACUCCAGUGAUUUUGACUCCUCCCUGUCCGCCCACCCUGCCCCCGACGCCAGAGGAGCUCCACCCAAACUGCUGAUCUUGGAUGCCCGCUCCUACCCUGCCGCCGUGGCCAACCGCGCCAAAGGGGGAGGGUGCGAGUGCGAAGAGUACUACCCCAACUGUGAAGUGAAGUUCAUGGGCAUGGCCAACAUCCACUCCAUCCGGAGCAGUUUCCAGUCUCUGCGGGCGGUCUGCAGUCAGAUCCCCGACCCGGGCAGCUGGCUGUCAGCAUUGGAGGGCACCCGUUGGCUGCAGCACCUGUCCGUCAUGUUGAAGGCGGCCACUGUAGUGUGCUCUGCGGUGGAGAGGGAGGGCCGUCCUGUGCUGGUGCAUUGCUCUGACGGCUGGGACCGCACGCCUCAGAUUGUGUCACUGGCCAAAAUCCUGCUGGACCCCUAUUACAGGACGCUGGAGGGCUUUCAGGUGCUGGUGGAGACAGAGUGGCUGGAUUUCGGGCACAAGUUCGGGGACCGCUGCGGGCACCAGGAGGGGACGGAGGACACCAGCGAGCAGUGCCCCGUCUUCCUGCAGUGGCUGGACUGCGUGCACCAGCUCCUAAGGCAGUUCCCCUGCCUCUUCGAAUUCAACGAGGCCUUCCUGGUAAAACUGGUGCAGCACACCUACUCCUGUCUGUACGGCACCUUCCUGUGCAACAAUGCCAAGGAGAGAGAGGCCCGCAACAUCCACAAACACACCUGCUCCGUCUGGGCCCUGCUGCGUCACGGCAACAAGAACUUCCACAACUUCCUGUACAUCUCCAGCCAUGACAUGGUUCUGCACCCUAUCUGCCACACCUGGGCGCUGCACCUGUGGACGGCGGUGUACCUGCCCACGUCAUCCCCCUGCACUGCGGCUGAGGAGGACGUCCAGCUCUACCUGUCCCCCUCCGCCCAGGGAGACGAGCUCACCUCACGCCUCCUGGAGAGGCUACCAAAGACACGUUCAAUGGACAACCUGGUCUUAGCCUGUGAAAACGGGGUGACCCUGAACAGAACCUCCAGUGACCCCAACCUGAACAAGCUCUGCCCAGAGGCCCGGCUGGCACAGGAGGCCGUGUCUGCGACAGGAGGGGGGGGCGGAGGCAGGCAAGAGGAGGCCACCCAGGACACAAGUGUGGAUAAUGAGGGAGUUGAUACUGAUGACCAAGCUCCUCCCGGAUUCCCAGGAGAGGAGGAGCUUAAUGAUGAGAACUACAACCCCUUAAUGAAGGACUGUAUGACCACACAGCCUUUGCCUUCCUCACACUACUCCAUAGUGCACGGGGGGUCCUCCCAAACCACCCACCUUACAGCCACUGGCCCCCAGGCUCAGGAAUUGGGUGACAACCCCUUUCAGGGGCCCUGGCCAAAGGAAGCUGGGGGUGAGUGUCUGACCCCUGGCAGGCCUCCGUCCCCCAGCUCCGUCACACCGGUAUCCCAUGAUGCACUUCUGAUGCACAGCAGGGAAGGUUCCCUUUCCCCAGCAGCACCACUAAUGGAGGACUCAACAGAGACACUCACCGAGCAGAAGCCAGAGCCGUGGUGUGAGAGGAGAGCAGGUCUGAGAAGGGAAGGGGAGGAAGAGGAAGAUGAGGAAGAGGCAGAGAACAGGGGGAGGGGUGAGCGGCAACCGCUGAGCCAGAGUCGGCCCAACUGCCACUGGACCAAUCACAACCACCCGAGUGAGAACGGCUUGCACUGGAAGAGCAGGCAGAGCAUGGCCAAACCCAGCUGGAACGGGUUAGGAGUCACAGAGCCCAGCAGGGGGCAGCAUUUCCCCCAAAAAACCGUGUAUCCCUCCAAAAGCCCCGCCCGCUCCAGCCUGUCCCCGGCCGUCAGGAGCUCCAUCCACGCGGCCCUCCGGGAGGCGUCCUGCCACCCGGCCCCGCCCUCCUCCCCCCAGCCGCCGGCGAUGCAGCCCCCCCUGGAGGCGGACGGGCUGGCGCUGCCCGUGGACGCGGUGCAGCAGCGGCUGCGGCAGAUGGAGGCGGGGUACAGGCUGGAGGUGGAGGCUCUGCGCCGCCAGGUGCAGCAGCUGCAGAUGAGGCUGGAGAGUAAGCAGUACUCCACCCCGCCCUCCGAGCCCGACCUGGACUACGAGGACGACUUUACGUGCCUACACGAGUCUGACGACAGCGAGAAGGAGGGCUCCCUCUCGGACCACAGCAGGGACGGGCUGUCAGAAGGCAGCUGGGACCAGGUGGAGAAGAGGAACACAGAGGUCAGCACUCCCGACCUCCUGCUCCAGGUGACGCGGUGGGUGCCCGAUCACAUGGCCUCUCACUGCUUCGGCUGCGACUGCGAGUUCUGGAUGGCCAAGCGACGCCAUCACUGCAGGAACUGCGGCAACGUGUUCUGCAAGGACUGCUGCCACCUGAAGCUUCCGGUGCCGGAGCAGCGUCUGUACGAGCCGGUGCUGGUGUGCGGCUCCUGCCACGGCCUUCUGCUGGAGUCCCGCACGCGCGACAUCCGCAGCCAGCAGCUGAAGAAGCCCAUCGCGGCCGCCUCCAGCUGAGAGCCCGAGCCUGGCCCCGCCACGUCGCCCACCCGUAUGCUCACCAGGCCUUAGGCGCUGUCCCGGCAGCCGUGUGGGAGGACCUGACGGGCCUGGGCGGAAAAUUUAGUAGAGGGAGAGCACUGUGAGCGAUGUAGACGGAGGUGAAGAGACGCUCUGGUGGCUGCGGUUUAGACGCUCCUGUAACAGUGGUUUAGACAAACCGGUCGGUGGUUUAGACGCUCCCAUGACUGGCGGUUUAGACAAUCCGGUCACCGCGGUUUAAACGUUCUGGUCGCUGUCGUUUACAUGCUCCAGGGACUGUGGUUUGGGUGCUCCGAUGAGUGCGGUUCAGGCUAAAAGCUUGACGGAUCUUCUGUUCCCAGGGUGUUAGCUGCUGUCAAGCAGUGCCUGAGGGAAAAACCUCUGCGAACUCCUCCAGGGAAACGGUAACCUCCAGUUUUCCUCUAAAAGCUGUGCACCUUAAUCAGUACCUCCUCUGACUGACAUAUCACACAGAGGGGACAGUCUUUCGGCAAACGGAGAAGCUUUAGGGGUUCCAAGGUGUCAUCAGCUGUUUUAAACACUGCUGGGUUUUUUUAGUUGCAUUAAAUUUUUUGCAUUUGUUUGUUUUUAUGCACAACACACUGUUACAUAUGAAAGAAUUGCAUUCUAUAUACCAUUAUAAGCUUACUGUGAGCUUCUUUCAGCCUGAACUGAAUCUUCUACAUGGUAGAUGGCUGAAAGCUUAUUCCAUUUGUGUUUAUGUAUAUAAAGCAGUUCUGUACUUGUGUAUUCCUGCCAUAAAUGUGAAAAUGUAUUUAAUUUUACAAUCCUAUAUUUUCAGUGCAGAGCAGAAUAUACUAUUUUCUUGUUACUUUGGAUUGCAGAGAGGACAAAUGAGCUUAAUAUGAGAGUAAGCAGUGUGAGCAUAAGUUGAUGGAGUAUAUUCGCAGAGUCUGGAAAUGGAUGCUUAUUACUAGCUAUUAUAAUACAGCUGGGUGAUUCUCUCAGUAUACAAAAAUAUAUAGACAUUUCAUUUCAGAUGCCUUGUUGUGUCAUAAACAUACAGCAUUGUGCAAGAGUCAUAUUUAUAUUUGUUUUCUUAAAGUAAUACAUCUGAAAGCAUUGCACAGUGACAUAGAACGUACAAAGGCAGGUACCGAGGUACUAUAAAUAUUGACUUAUUUUCAAGUUAAGUUUUGAGUUGAAAAGGUAGAUGUAAGGUAAGAAGCAAAUGUUAAAUGGUGUUCCUCAAAACCGCUGCCAUUUUUUUCAAGUGCCAUUUUUUUCAUAAACCUUAUCUGAGUUUUUUCAUGAAUUAAACCCAAGCAUUAUUGGAGCUAAUUGGAAUGGCUGUGUAGCUAUACAUGUAGCUUUUCUACAGGCCAGAAGUGUUCUAUAGACGUCAACGUUGCUGUUAAAGUAAAAUUUAGGUUGAGGAGAAAGUGGGGAGAGGCAGUGAAAAUGUGGAUCAUGGGAUUCAUGCUCACUUACAUUCUCCUAUUCUGAGUGCCAUUCAUGUGCACCCCUGAAAGGGAAGACAAGGAACCCCAAAAUGUGAUCAGUUUCUCAUUUUUUUCCAAUCUGUGCUAGUGGCUAAAUCUGUCACGCAGUCGAUGGGUACUGUAAAGAAAUACAUUGACCAACUUAAAGGCCAGGAGGUGAUUAAAAGUGAAAAAGAGGGAUUUAUAACGACCUGGCUUUCAAUGAAAAAUUUUUUUUUUUUUGUU